Molecule: messenger RNA, 5733 nt
Organism: Nomia melanderi (Alkali bee)
Lineage: Eukaryota; Metazoa; Arthropoda; Insecta; Hymenoptera; Halictidae
Source: RefSeq, a predicted model, not a curated record
AUCGCGUUGCGCCCAAAAUCUUGCCAGGGAAUAAAAUCGGUAGUAAACUCACCUUUGUGUCGUUCUUUGGCAAUAGCUUCGCGAAAAGGUCGACUGCCGAGCCUGUGCGAACUUCCACUGCGAAGAAUAAAGGUCAUAGUGAUCCUUCGUGACGAUCUUGGGAUUCGUUCAGUCCCUAUUGUUGGUCUAGAGACGCGUUCAAGUAUCUGCGUGGAUUGCACGCAAUAUUUUCCACCGAGAUUCGUUAAUCGUCAUUCCGGUUCUACGGUAGUUACCCGCGACGCUAGAAUUAGCUUCUCCGCUGCUACUCUCGCUGUCGGGCAUCUUCCUGUAGCGCAAUGCGUUACAUGAGAACUGGAGCAGCCGACGGACUUUACAUAAUGCGAGGGUUAUGAAUAUACGCGGCGGAGCGAGCCGAUUCCUUUUUCUCAUUGGUAAGCGUGACAUCGUUUCGCGAUCGCGGAAAGUGGUGUGAAGAAGGCUUAAAACAACGCGAAGGUUCAUCUAUCCGCCGUUGUCCCUUUCACUGCGAACCGACCGCGUGGGAGGCCCGUUCAGGAUCUCGUAGCAAUUUCAGCGAGAACUAGUCUUCGCGGUUCAGUCUCUGUCGGAGUGUCUACCGCGGACAGUCACUAAAUUAACCGUGGAUUUCGAGUGACAAGUAUCACGCCGAAAAGACACGCGUGCUUAAUCGGGACUCAGUGGAACGUGAUCGAAUGGGAACGACGAGACGUCGAUUCAACAGCGAUCGACUUCAAUUGAUUCCGUUAUCGAGAACGAUUUCAAAAAUUCGAAGCAUCUGGAGUGUGUAAACGGGACCCGUCACCAGCUUGUGAGACUCCGAACAGUGUUAAUUAAGCGGUUAACAAAAACGUUCGAUCAAACGACAAGCAUUUCCGAGCGAAACGUCGAGGAAAAUACCGAAUCACGGUGCAAUCAGCCGCAAGAUCAAUCGGAGACAAUCGAUUUAUUAUUGAGGCAAUUCUGGCCAGCGGAUAUUGCUCGGAUCGUUGAUUUCCCAAGAGAUCGCGGAGAACCGGGUAGCGGUUCGCUAAAGGGAAUCAAGAAACCGGUGAAAACGGAGUCUGAGAAAACUCGAGCGAGCUGGCGCACACCGGUGCACGCGUGCAGCCGUAUAAUUGCAUCGCCUCGUAAUCAACUGGCAUUGCAUAAUAUUCACCGGCGAGGCGAACUCUGUGGCAAAACAACGAAGAAAGAAGAACGUGGAAGUAACCCUCGGCGCGUUUGUGUUUCCACGGAUCUGUUCACCGCUCAUUGGAUCCACCUCGGUUAGACUGUUCUUUCUUCCCCGGUUGUUCGUUCUCGUUCCAUUGUUGCGGGGGAGUUGCGCAACGCGAGCCCGCGAGUCACGAAGAAAAUCCGCGCGACGCAGCCACGAGGAUUUCAAUUAACUCCGGAGCGGUUAGCAUAAUUGGCCGGCCGCCUCGUACUGCCAGCCCGGAAAUUAUCGAAGACUUCUGCUGGAUGAACGCGGCGUAGCCAGUGAAGAAUUAUUACGACUGCCGGCUGGCCGGCCGCGACGACAGUGGAACCAGUCUCGAUUCACCUCGGCGAGAGUCGAUUCUCGUGUGUCGCGUGCUGGCAUACACGCGCUCGCACGUAUACACGUACACACGUACAUGUAACACACAGACGAGCGUUUCCCGUGGACUGGUGUCACCCGGUACAUUUCGUUCACGGUCAAGUGCUCUUUGUUCCGAAGCAACAGGAAGCGCUGAGCAAUUUCCGUUGGACACCGGCUCGAUAUUUCACGUAUGCGUAUCUAGGAAAUCGAGCGACGAUGCACUGCCGCGCGGCAGGUGCGCGAAAAUUUUCCCUCUUACCGUCGACAAUUUCCUUCUGCCUGUUCUAACCGGCUGCGAACAGGCUCGCGUGCGAGGACCUCGGUUUGCCUGAUCAGCCCGCAGCGAACGGACAAUGAUGGAGAACGUGUACGUGAUAAAGGUGAAAACCAAGCCGCCGAUAUCAUCCUUGUACCCUUCGGAAAGACGCUAUUCCGCGUCGACCGUGGGAGGUCUGUCCUUCGUCCACUUCGGACUCGGCGCGCUUUCCCUGUUGCUCGGCAGUCUAAACGUGUCUCUUCAAGGACCAAUACUAUCGGCCGCUUGUCUGGUUCCCUUCGUGACGGGCGUGCUCGCUUGGAGAAGGUGGUACAUCGAUCGGAACAUCGCAAUUUUUUUCUACGGGAGCCUGUUCUCCCUGAUCGCGGCGGUUCUCUGUUUCAUCAGCAUGGUUUUCGAUAUCGCGACCGCGGUCGGGAACUCCGGAGGGUCCGUGUGGUCCUUGGAGGAGAUCCUCGAUCAGCCUCGGGACCCGUCGCACCUGGAGAAACACCUGACCAACAAGACUCUGCUGAACGAAACCGCGUCCAUCGACGAAGAGACGUUCAACGCGACCAGUGUCUACGAUCAGCUUCAUAACGUCAAUUUCAACGACCCCACUCCUGGGAUCGUCCUCGAUAAUAUGUCGAACAUAUCUGGAUACAUCUUGAGAGCAUCGACGAGCAGUCCUGGCGGGUUCGACUCCGAGAUUCCAGGCGAAAUGUCAGUCAACGAUACCGUUUCAGGAAAAGGUUCCCCGAUGGCGUCUAAGGGGAACAUGCAAGAGGACUCCGGUAAUGUCACGGACGAGUCCGUGUUGACUAUAAAGAACAGAGUGGUGUCGAUCUGGUCGAAGCAUUAUCAGAACCUGUCGCACGCGGAUAUCUUUCUGACGGUGAACGUUCUGGUCGCGUCCCUCUUCGAAGCGUUCUGGUCGACGCUGAGCGCCAGGAUAGCGUUACGGGGGAUGAUGAACCGAUUGCCUGAGUCGAGCUACGCGAAUCACGUGACUGGCCGAGAGAGUUCGGAGCACGCCGGUCUGGGGAAGAGGAAAUCGCCGGCACCGAGGCCGUGCGUCCUGGAUCACGAUCGAAGGUUGUCGGAGAGCUUGCAGAAUUUGAGCGCGCUGCACGGUCUGAGGAACCCAGGGCCUAGGUUACCGUUACCGGAGUCUAGCAGGGAGUUCAGAGAGAGGGUGGAGAGGUUCUUGGCGAACCAAGCGGCGCACAGGGUCGUCGAGGGAUCCUGUUCUUGAGGGGGAAAGUGGGCCGCGCGUGAAAGGACCGCGAGGAACAGAAAAGGAACAAUGUGUAGGAACGAUGGCGGUCUUGAUUAUGAAAAAAGGAAAACGACGAAUCGAGAAAUCUGUUGUAGCGUUUAUCGAUCUCACACCGUAGGCUAGUAGCGUCGCUCCUGAAUUCCGUGGCUGUAAGGUCGGCCGACCGGCCGACUCGCAUUAUGCAACGUGUCUAAUAAACUUUCAUGGGAUACCCGGCAAUUUUCUUCGUUCCUUCGCCGCUUCAUUAAUUAAUUCGAGGCAAUUGAAACGUAUUGUAUGUAAUUUGUAAGUGAAUAGGAUCUCGCGAAGUCGGCCACGAUUGCGACACGGCCGUGCGCCGCGGCCGAUUCAGACUGUAUACAGUUAAGGAACGGUAGUUGUUCGCAACGAGUCUUCAUUCGGGGAGAUCGUAUCAAUCACGACGCGAUCCUGGAAAAUGGUUAAUUGCGAUUUAUUCAAUUCGAGCGAUGCGCUCGUUCGCGGUUAAUUAAACCUUCCGCGUGAGCGUCGAACGGUUCCGGACAAUGGUGCACGGAUAGAAUGUUCUAGUUCGCGAAACUACGACUCGGGGAAAUUUCUGUACAGUCGCCGGUUGCACGACGGGAAUGAUAAGCGGACUCCUCUCGCGUAACCGGUUCCAUUGUUCCUUAUUCGGAAUUUUCGAAAGAUAGCCAGCGGUCGGUCGUUCGAAUGAAGUUUUCUCGCGUGUACCACGAGCGAACGAUUGUUUCCGCGAUGGCGCUGAACAGUCUCGAUUUCGAAUGCUUUUCGCCCGGUAUAGUAUUCGAUUGAACUUGAAUACGAAUAUGAAACAACGGUCGAACGAUACGGUGAGAAUUAUAGUCCCGUUUUCCUGGUGUGCCGAUUCGAUCUAGAUCGAGCGGGGCGAACGUUGCCCACAAUGGGUUCGAGCUCUCGUACGCGCGCAUAUACGUGUUGCGAAAGUUCAACGAUCGUGCCACCGGUUGCGAAAUCCCAUAAUCUGAUAUUGGCCAACGCGGAGAGCGCGGGAGUUUACCAAGAAAAUUGCUGACAAUAGGUCUCGCCGUGGCAAUAGAGCCCGCAUUCCUCGUUAAAUGCUUACCUGGGCGUAUUUCUGCGACAUAUCGAUCGAGAUAGAACUGUUGACAGAGGAGCAAUUACCGUCGGCUCUGCGCCCGUUCCUUUUUAAUUGGAUCACCGUUUCCUUUCAAACAAAUAAUACCGGUUUAUUUCGGGAAAACGUGUUUGUCCAACGGUUCUCCGCGUUCGAUCUGGCGUGGAGAAGAAUUGUAACAAACAGACCUGAGUCGAAUGUUCGAUUGUGUGCUCUCCGAGUUUAUUAGCGCUCGAACGAAUUUCUAGGAUUCACCGAGGGUCCCCUGUCACACCGUUUCUUUACAAAACGAAGCUUUAUUUCUCAUUAAUGAUCAGUUACAUCGUUCGACUUGCUACGUAGAUCGCUCUUAAGGUACACUUUAUCGAGUACACAACGUUAAACUACUCCCUCAAGCUAGCUUUUGUCUCUUUCACGCCUGGGUAUCCCGACUAUAAAAUAUUCAUCUGCUUCGCGUGUUGCGCAACGUACGGUUGACGAACGGCGAUAAACGGUCGAUAGUUAAGUAAUCCGGUACGUUAGCCGAGCAGGCUCGAUCGUUCCGCUGCGCGUAAUCUUUUUCUUGGUCCACCUGAAUUUGUAUCUCGAGAGCGAACGCGGCAUUGCGGCGCAACAUGCUCGACGAAGCUGACGUAGACCGUGGCGGUCUAAAUCAAAUUGCUCGAGGGCCGCGGCACGCGGCGGAUCCGCGUUUUUCGUUAGAAAAAGGAAAGGAAUCGUAAAAACGAGAGCGUGUGUAGAUGUAAAUUCGUGAAAGUCAGACUUCGCCGCGAAUUCCGCGGCACGCCGAAACGUUUCGUCGGCUCUCCGCGCGCCUGGUAGUCGAGGGACGUUCCACGAUCAGGAUACACACACCGUUGGCAGUGACCGAACACUCGGCAGACCCGACGAAACCUUCGCCGGCGCUGCGAAUCCGAACGUGACGCUUAACGGUGAACAGUUUUUGCAACGAUUAGCGGCUAAGUGUGAAAUCGAGCUGACAUCUAGCAAGGUAUUGGCAAGAGUAAAGCACACGUUUGUACAUGGACGUUUCUAACGAGCGCACGAAGAAAAGGUCCUCCGUCGGAGGGGCAACGUGACUUUCGGAAACUUUCUUGUCGUCCUGCGAGGCCUUUUCUUCGACGUUUCACCUAUGAAACUAAUUAUUCCUCCCCUCUCUCCCCGUCUCCUCGCGUGCGAGUCUUCUCUUCGGCGUACAUCAACGAUUAAUGCUACAAACAACACGGGCGACAUCGCUUAAUUAACAAAAAUACCUGGCUACGGUAGGAUUCCACGCAAACACGUAUGAAUUUGCGGCUCGCAAUCCACUUCAGACUUCGAACGACGCGGCGCGGCGCGUCUUUGUUCACUUAGAUCCUAACGAUUAAGGUUUACGUUGUUUAUCUUACGCUAAACUGUACCACGACAAAUCACAUCGCUUACGACUCUAUUACGGAUGCGGUAAUCUCCCUCGACUUGCGCCCACUUUUCUAUCCUACCACUCUCCGUUUGAUUCGCGUACGCAAAUUCGGCUAGAC